This is a messenger RNA of Candidozyma duobushaemuli, 2388 nucleotides long. RefSeq names its product Elongator subunit. Lineage: Eukaryota; Fungi; Ascomycota; Pichiomycetes; Serinales; Metschnikowiaceae. Gene Ontology annotation, cellular component: elongator holoenzyme complex. The record is from RefSeq and is a predicted model, not a curated record. Gene Ontology annotation, molecular function: protein binding. The coding region runs from base 1 to 2388 and encodes 795 amino acids. Gene Ontology annotation, biological process: tRNA wobble uridine modification. The transcript has a single exon.
AUGACCAAUUCCACAGUAUCAGAAGAGGGUAUCUUCAUUGGAGCUAAUAGACAAGCCAAUGUAGCAGACUACACAAACAACCUAGUUGCUUUUGGCGCUGGUUCCACUGUGGCUUUGUGGAACCCAUUCAGCUCGAACAAGAAGGGUGUCUUCCAUACUUUGAGAAAACAUACUGCCGAGGUCACUUGUGUGAAAUUUGUACCUGAUUCCGAUCUUCUCUUGUCAGCUGGUGAAGACGGUCAGAUCAAUAUUUGGAAACAAAAUGGUAAUGCUUACGACGUCGUCAGUUCUUUAAAUGAAGAGGGUGCAUCUAUUACUUGCACGAGUGUCCAUGGUGAGUUCUUUGUUACAGGAAACUCUCUAGGGAAAGUGAACAUAUACAAGCUUAAUGGCGGCAAUGUUUCGUUGCACGAGGAGCUUACGGUGAAGUUCAACUUCUACCCCUUGACAUUAUGUGUGCACAAAAUCGGUUCUGGUUACCUUCUCCUAGUAGGUGGAACAAAUAGCUCACUCUUCGCUUACACAUUCAGCAGCACUGAUAAGGCUGAAUUGGUGGCUACUAUGACUGGUCAUGAGGACUGGAUCAAAGCUCUCGCUAUUGUGAAGGAUGGAGAAGAUUACCUUUUAGCAUCAGGCUCUCAGGACAGAUACAUUCGUCUUUGGAGACUUAAAUUCAACGAGAACAUUGAUAAUUCUGACGAGGAUGUGAGAAAACUCACACUUCUUUCCAACAGACAGUACAAAUUUUUCAUUGGUGAGGACAAGUGUGCUUUUAGCUUCGAUGCGUUGAUCAUGGGCCACGAUGAUUGGGUAAGUGGUUUGCAAUGGCAUCCACAUUCUGAAAGGCUUCAACUUCUUUCCCUGACUGCCGACACAGCUUUAAUGAUAUGGGAAAUGGAUUCUGAAUCAGGUAUUUGGGUUUGUCUGAGUCGACUUGGUGAAAUGUCCAUCAAGGGUGCUUCUACAGCGACAGGAUCGUCUGGUGGAUUUUGGUCUUGUCUUUGGGUUACCAACGAGCUGAAUACCGAACAGCUCAUCCUUGCAAACGGUAAAACGGGCGCAAUUAGAGCAUAUAAACUGACAGACGAGGAGAACAAGAUUUGGAACUCGGUCCUAGGUCUCUCUGGGCCAAUUAAGGAGGUCAACGAUACCGUUUGGUCGAAGGAUGGAACCUACUGUUUUACCACAUCGCUAGAUCAAACUACCAGAUUAUUGGCCCCGUGGGUAAAGGGGAGACCCGCUGAUAGUCAACAUGACAAGACUUGGCAUGAGUUUGCCAGACCUCAGAUUCAUGGUUACGAUAUGAUCUGCCUCGACAACAUCAAUGCUUUCAAGUUUGUGUCUGGUGGAGACGAAAAAGUCUUGAGAGUUUUUGAAAUGACCCAGUCUAUCAACGAUGUAUUGCAUAAGUUCUGUGACAUCAAGUUGCAGGCAAAUGAAUCAGACGCCUUACCUGAAGCAGCAGCGUUGCCAGUAUUAGGUUUAUCCAACAAAGCAGCGAAUGAGCAGCUUGAGGCUGGAGAGGCUCAACAAAGGGAGGAAGAUUUCGAGGAAAACCAAGAUGGACAAGCCGCCAAAGUUGAUCCACUUGCGAACCUAGAGGGUCCACCUCUUGAAGACCAUCUACAAAGACACACAUUGUUCCCCGAAAUCGAGAAACUCUAUGGUCAUGGAUACGAAACAACGUGCUGUGCCACCUCACCCUCGGGAAAUCUCAUAGCGUCAGCAUGUCGUUCGAACAAUAUCAAGCAUUCUGUCAUCAGAGUGUUCAAUGUUGGAAAAGACUUCCAGCUACAGGAGGAGCCUUUGAAGGGCCACAACUUGACAAUUACGAGUUUGGAGUUUUCUCCAGACGGACAAUACUUGGUGGCCGUCUCUCGUGACAGACAGCUCUCUUUAUGGAGGGUUGUCGAUGAGGAGAAUGCCAGAAUAGAAUUGGUUCAGCUCAACGAGAAGGCACAUUCACGUAUUGUGUGGGACUGCUCGUGGGCGCCAACAACCGCUUCCGGAUCAUUCUUUGUCACUGGUUCCAGAGACAGAAGCAUCAAAUUAUGGAAAGUAACCGAAUCCGGGGCUUCCAUGUUAGCAUCACUCAAGACUGGCGAGCCAGUCACCUCCAUUGCAUGUUUCCAACAAAGUCUUAUCCACGAUCGUCUCAUCAUAGCUGUUGGUCAGGAAAGCGGAAAAAUCAGCAUCUACUCAACACUGCUUGAAGAGAAUCCUACACUUGUGCAAAGCAUUGUCUUCGACGACGCUAUCUUACCUGCUUCUAAGGUGUGCAAGCUCAGUUUCAGUAACAAAAUAUCUGACAACAAGCUUCUAUUGGCCGUUGGAAGCAGCGAUACGUCUGCUCGUAUUUACGGCAUUUCGACGGAUGCUUUAAACUAA